UUUGCCAGGGAGCCUGUUUCUGCCCGGAGCCCGUUCCCCUGCCUCUCCUGCUGCUGCUGCAGUCGGCGUCUGGGUGCCCUGGAGACCGAAGGAGGGAAGGAGGAAGAGGGCGGUGGCUUCCCAGGGACGAGAGGAGGAUGCUGAGCCCCGACCGCCUCUCUCAGUCAGGGCUGGAGUAUCUGGGUGAGGCCCUCAGCUCAAAGACAUGUCAUCACAUAUAUGGAAGAUGCAGUGAGUCAGCUUCUGGAAAGCAAAGAAGAUAUUAGUCAAUAUGGUAUUGCCAGAUUCUUCACUGAAUACUUUAACAGCGUGCGUCAAGGAACUCAUAUUUUGUUUAGAGAGUUCAACUUUAUCCAAGCAACACCACAUAAUAGAGCGUCAUUUCUAAGGACCUUUUGGCGAUGUUUCAGGACGGUGGGGAAAAAUGGAGAUCUUCUGACAGCCAAGGAGUACCACUGCCUGCUGCAGUUGCUUUGCCCUGACUUUCCCAUGGAGCUUACUCAGAAAGCUGCAAGGAUUGUUCUUAUGGAUGAUGCUGUAGACUGCUUGAUGUCUUUUUCAGACUUCCUGUUUGCCUUCCAGAUCCAAUUUUACUAUUCAGAGUUCCUGGAAAGCGUGGCUGCUAUCUAUCAAGAGCUCUUGACGGGUAAGAAUCCCAACACUGUCAUUGUGCCCACAUCAUCCUUUGGGCAGCAUCGUUCACGCCAAGCUCUGAGUGAGGGCAGCCCUCUUGAUGGGGUGGAGGCAUCUGCGUUUUACCAGUGCCUUGAGUCUCUAUGUGACCGCUCCAAGUACAGCUGUCCUCCAUCUGCUGUUAUCAAGGAAAUUCUGAGCAGUGUGCAGAGACUGACUUUCUAUGGAUUUCUGAUGGCUCUUGCCAAACAUCAGGGAGUUAACAGAACCCUUGGAGCCCUCCCAGACAAAGCUGAGCUACUAGUUGACCCACUUAUGGAUCAGGAACUAGAGAAACUAACAGCCCAGGCAUCAGGGCUCUCUAUCUCCAACUCUGCCAGUGCUGGUGGGGAUAAUGCCAACUUGCCUUCCCAACCUCCUUCCCGGAUCACUUCCCCAUGGAGGCCUCUUCACCAUCGCAGGAAAAUGGCUACUGAAAGUGACGGCUCCACAGAAGAGACAGAUUCUUCUGAAAACUGAUGUACAGUAUGGGAGUGUUCGCUCAUUUCAGGUCUUUAUGAUGGAAGUAAUGUGGGCUUUGAGGGAAAAUAGCAAUUCAGAUACUCCUUUCCCCACCGACAGGCUGAAAACAUUACUCACAUCUCCCUCUUUGGAAAGCUGACCAUGCCAUCCAACAAAACUGGUCUUUUCUCAUCCAAAACCAAUGAAGGAAUACUCAGUAGAGCGUUGGGUAUACCUUAAAUACAAUCCGAUUCCAAUUGCAAGGUAAUAUUGCCCUCUUGUGGCAGGCAAAUUAGUAAAGUUGGGCUAACUGUCUUGCUUUCAACUUUGUAGGAAUUUGUCCAGAUUCUAAAAUUUUGCUCCAUUCAGCACUGUCUUCGUUCUCAACCAGUAUUUUUUUUUGGGGGGGGGAGGGGGAGGAAACAUGACCAAGCCCCUGCAUGAAUCAUGCAGCCAUGAAGUUGUAGCUACGCUUUAACCUCCCAUGACCCUUGAAGCACACCUUAAAAGGCAGUCAGCCACCCCUAGUGAUUUGGGGAGGAGGGGGGUGUUCUGCUGGAGAGUUGUGUGUUGCAUGAUGUGACCAGCCCCCUCCUACCAGUUAGCUAUGCUGCAAAGGGUUGUAACAGGUGCCUCUUCUGUUUCUGAGUUUCUAGAGAGUGCUGCUUACUCAUCCAGCAGCGCCCCACUCACAGGUAGCACAGACCUUUGAGGCUCCAGAUAGCAGAUGGGCUUUUAAGGUGGGCUUCAUGGUCAUUUGCAAUUGUGGCAAUACUACCACAAUCACAAGUGAGAAUGUAAAGCUGUUAGAAUGUCUCAAGUUUAACUUACGAUACUGUAAUAGGAUGCCAGCCUUUUACAGGACCUUGACUCACAAUUUAAAUGAGGCUUAUUUUACACUUUUUUCUGCAAAUGGCAUUUCCUGCAUAGUAACCUCACAUUCCCUCCAGCCCAGUUAUCUGAAUAAAACCCAAGAAAUUGCUCCAGUGCACCAUUAGUGAUUCCUUUCCCACUAAGAAAUGAAAUGGUUUUAUUACUCCAUGGAACACUCCAGAUUGAUAAAGGCUUCCAGAAUACCUUCAAGAAUCUGUUCAAAUUAGAUACUAUUGCAUGACCUUGGCAAGACAUCUAGAUAAUUAUGUAUGUUGUGGGAAAGGGUCGUCCUAGCUGAUAGAUAAUUUUCAGCUCAGUCUUUCUGGCCUUAGUUUAGGGGAAACAUGAUUGAACAUUAUUACUAAAGCUUUAAACUUCAGUAAGAACUGAAAUAAAACUUAUUGUAAAAUGGAAA
Molecule: messenger RNA, 2422 nt
Organism: Sceloporus undulatus (fence lizard)
Lineage: Eukaryota; Metazoa; Chordata; Lepidosauria; Squamata; Phrynosomatidae
Gene: CSTPP1
Product: chromosome 1 C11orf49 homolog
Exons: 9
Coding region: 220-1152 (310 amino acids)
Source: RefSeq, a predicted model, not a curated record